CGGAUUUUUAAAUGGGAUGGAUACCCACUAGGCAAUAAUUAAUAAUUACUAAGCCAUGGAAUUAUAUGAUCGAGAGCAAGGAAGGGGAACGUAAACCUACUCUAUCCAUUGUUUCCGGCUCUCUUCUGCCGGACGCCAGUCAUGGAAGGAGCCAUCGGCAGCAGCCUCGUAGAGAAGAGGAUCGCAGUUGUAACAGGAGGGAACAAAGGAAUUGGAUUGGAGAUAUGCCGGCAGCUGGCUUUCAAUGGGGUCAAGGUCAUACUAACGGCCAGAGAUGAGAAGAGAGGCAUGACAGCAGUGGAGAAGCUUAGAGAGGGUGGUCUUUCUGACGUGGUCUUUCAUCGGUUGGAUGUGACUGACUCUUCUAACAUUGCUUCCUUGGCACAUUUCAUUGGAGCUCAGUUCGGAAAGCUUGACAUCUUGGUAAAUAAUGCAGGAAUUGGGGGAGCAGCAAUAGACUUGGAGAAACUAUCUGAGAUUUUGAAGGACUCAAAAUCUACAAGUGAAGAGAAAGUUGAAGAUACAGAAGGUAUAUUUAAUUGGAUGAAGGAAAAUUUUCAACAAAGUUAUGAGAUGGCAGAAGAAUGCUUGAGAACAAAUUACCAUGGCGUUAAAGAUGUUACAAAGGCAUUACUUCCCCAUCUUCAAUCAUCUCAUUUUGGGACAAUAGUAAAUGUUUCCUCUACCCUUGGGCAGCUUCAGUGCAUCCCAAACGAAGGUCUUAGACAAGAGCUAAAUAACAUAGAUGGUCUUUCAGAAGACAGAUUG
Messenger RNA from Elaeis guineensis (African oil palm), 768 nucleotides. RefSeq names its product salutaridine reductase. Lineage: Eukaryota; Viridiplantae; Streptophyta; Magnoliopsida; Arecales; Arecaceae. The record is from RefSeq and is a predicted model, not a curated record. Gene Ontology annotation, cellular component: membrane.